Molecule: messenger RNA, 983 nt
Organism: Pseudovirgaria hyperparasitica
Lineage: Eukaryota; Fungi; Ascomycota; Dothideomycetes; Acrospermales; Acrospermaceae
Product: Fcf2-domain-containing protein
Exons: 2
Coding region: 311-808 (165 amino acids)
Biological process (GO): RNA processing
Cellular component (GO): nucleolus
Molecular function (GO): RNA binding
Source: RefSeq, a predicted model, not a curated record
UAGCUCUCGACUCUGAUGAUGAUCUUUCAGAAGAUCAGAUACAAGGCCUGCUGAAAGAAGCAGAGGAGCGCCUUCGCGAGCGUGCAAGCACCACGUCAUCCACCAUACAGCUUUCCGAGAAGCAGUUCAGAUUUCCGAAGCUGGAUGCUGGCGAAGUCAACAAACCAUACGUCCAAAACAAAAAUGGUGUAGCUCACGCCGACUCAGCACGGCUGCUCUCGGAUGAAGAGAGAAAGCUCGCCAACGGGUUUCGGAAAGUGGAAGACCCUGUUGCGCUCAAGAAGAGAAAGGUCGAGAUCAGCGCUCCGUUAUGGAAUCGCCCUGCAACAUGAAAGUUCUUUUCAUAGUUACUCUGAGGCACAUUUCAGUUGUUUCGCACUUGCCCGUUAUUUUUUUGGCAAAUAAUGGGAUUGACAAAAGUCAGGAAAAGAAAGCUUCUGCCGGUCCGCAAUGGUACAAUCUGCCCAAGACAGACUUGACGCCUGAAGUGAAGCGUGAUCUUCAACUCAUUCAGAUGAGGGGUGUCCUUGACCCACAUCGUCACUACAAGAAAGAGUCUGGAAAAUCGAAAGCACCAGAGUUUUCCCAGAUUGGAACAAUUAUUGAAGGACCUACCGAAUACUAUAGUGCUCGGAUUCAGAACAAAGACCGAAAGCGGACUUUUGUCGACGAAGUUCUUGCUGCAGAGGCCCAGAGUGGACGUUUCAAGAAGAAGGCUAGCGAUAUUCAGAUGGCAAAGGCCAGUGGGAAGAAACGGCACUACCAAGCCAUGAAGGAGAAACGAGCGAGCAAGUUCAAGAAUGGCUGAUGUCCAAACUCUUCCUUGUCUCAAUACAAACACUACUCUGGCGAGCUACCUCUAUUGCCAGCAACACCAUCGAGAAGGCAUUCCCACAUGACCUUACACUCUGUUGAAACACAACUCAUGGAAGACUAUAUGAUCAAUCGAACUGGCAAUGUCAGUCGGAUGAAUCUCAAAGAGU